AUGGCUUUUGAUCGCUAUGUGGCUAUCUGUGCACCACUCCAUUAUGCAACCCUAUUUACAGGCUCUCUCAUCAGCAAGGUGGCCUUGGCUCUGGUGUUUCGAAGCGUGGCUGUAGUCACCCCUGGUGUCCUCCUCAUUCUUCGCCUGCACUUCUGCCGGAGCAAUAUUAUCCGCCAUACCUACUGUGAGAACAUGGUCAUUGCCAAGUUGGCCUGCAAUAGCAUUGCCCUUAAUAGCAUUUAUGGGCUCACUGCAGCUCUCCUCACUACAGGGCUGGACUUUGUUCUCAUAUCCCUGUCCUACUGGGUGAUCCUGAAAACAGUCUUUAGACUCCCGUCUAGAGAAGCCCAAACAAAGGCCUUUGGAACCUGUGGAGCUCAUCUAUGUGUCAUCUUGAUAUUCUACACUCUGGCCUUCUUUUCCUUCUUUACCCAUCGCUUUGGAAAACAUGUGCCCAGGCACACCCUUAUUCUCUUAGCAAACCUCUACUUACUGGUGCCACCUACCAUGAACCCCAUUGUUUAUGGGGCAAAGACUAAACAGAUAAGGGUGAAACUAUUAGAGCUCUGUAACCAUUCAAAAUGA
This is a messenger RNA of Pipistrellus nathusii (Nathusius's pipistrelle), 585 nucleotides long. The record is from the annotation of a GenBank genome assembly. NCBI's taxonomy places the organism in Eukaryota, Metazoa, Chordata, Mammalia, Chiroptera, Vespertilionidae.